AUGGGUGUGAAACGUUUUUAAUUGUUUCUUCUGUCCUGAAUCGUCCUGAAGGUCAGAGACCUCAACAUAAAGAUUGUGGAUCUGAGGGGAAAGUUCAAGAGACCCCGUCUGAAGAAAGUGCGUAUGUCCGCAGACGCCAUGCUGAAGGCUCUGCUGGGUUCCAAGCACACGGUCAACAUGGACCUGAGAGCCAACCUGAAGCAGGUUAAGAAGGAGGUGAAAGAGGAGGACAAGCAGCUGCGCGAUGUGGGCGACUGGCGUAAGAACAUCGAAGACAAGUCUGAUAGGAAGAAGAUGUUCGAUGGUUAAAUGUGAUCUGUCGUCGAUCGUUUUCAGGACAGAAUUCAGGUUUAAUGUCUUUGUAACUGAAGAGUUUUAUUCCAAAAAUACUACAUAUCCACUGUAAAACCUACCUUAUUGAACAGAAGAGUUGGGAGGUUAUAUUGAUCAACAAGCGAGCGUUUUUAAGCUUUAUUGGUGGGGGUAAAGUAGGUGAUGAAUGGCCUUAAUCGUUUAAAAGUGAUGAUAGCUGAUUGCGUAGAAUUAUACUCGUACAUUAUCCUUCUGUGAUGUGUGGAAAAGGCGGAGUUCGGGUAGUUUUUGGAUAUAUUACAUUGGAAUAAAACUCUUCAGUUGAAUCUAAGCUGCCUUCUGCUUUCUGCCUGUAUUGACACUGUACUGUGAUGUAUUUGUACUGUACGUACUGAUGUCAGUUAGGGUUAGUAACUAAAAUACUGCCGUACCUGCAAUGUACCGUCAUAAAAACCUACACAGCUACAGCUGCACUUGUAUAAUCACCUUCAUUUACUCUGUGUGUUGCUUAUAUGAUACUAUUUUUAUUUAUUUAUUGCUUUUACUUCAAAAGAGAUAUGUCUUACAACAUAUCUCUUCUGCAAUAAAAAUAAUAAUAAAACUAGCAUCAUAUAUACUUACAGCUGAAGAAAUACACUUUUAUUUCAUUGUUUAACAUCUUUUGUAAUAUAAAAUGAGCGAAUAAUGCCUACUAGAGUUCUGUUAAUUAACUCAUCCACAUGCAGACAAAUCAUCGAGUCAUCGUUAGGCCAUUUUGUUCCAUAAAGCUUCGGGCUAGCGCAGAUUUAGUUCAUUUUCAAAUGUAAUUAAUGAAUUGUUAAUAAAUCUGUCUCAUUCUAACUCUAUGCUAAUUGUCUGCGUCCAUCCAUGCUUGUCACAUGUUCAAUGUCCGGUGGAAAGGCGGCAAGAAACGAGUUUAGCCAAUGCGUUAGCCUGGCAAGCUAACGGUUAGUAAAGCAAAUAAGCAACUGUCACAUUGCCAGCAAGAAACACUCCUCUGUUGCAGAAGUAUUUAGUUCAGCCGACUGUCUGUACUAAACAACAUCAUGUUAUCUUUUCUAAGCUGUUCAAACAGGAAUGUGAUGUAUUUUUCUCGUCUUGUUGCUGUCACAUUAAAUACAAAAAGCUUCACGUUUA
Molecule: messenger RNA, 1449 nt
Organism: Morone saxatilis (striped sea-bass)
Lineage: Eukaryota; Metazoa; Chordata; Actinopteri; Moronidae
Product: troponin I, fast skeletal muscle-like
Exons: 3
Biological process (GO): muscle contraction
Cellular component (GO): troponin complex
Source: RefSeq, a predicted model, not a curated record